UUGCAUGGUGGCCAUCAGAGUUUCACCUUACACCUGAAAUCACACCAUUACAUACAUAGCCAUGAAGUAAGUUCGACCGCAUCAAGUUCCUGGUAGAUUCGGUUUUGAUCCAGUCACAUCACUCAUCAGGGUACGAUUCGAUUACGGUGUAAUUCGUUCGAGUCGGAUCAGAGAUGGGAGGCAGUCGAAUUAUUUAUGUGAUGCCACUUAAUUCAAACAUCCUAACUCGUGAUUGCUUUUCGUGUUAGUUGACGGAGAUCCGAAGGUGCGGAAGCCCCCAUGGGUGUGGUAUCUUCAUCGCUGUUCUCAGUUCAGUUCUUCAACUCUCCUGUAAUUUCAGUGUUAAGAGUAUAUAUAGUUCUUCUGUCGUCAUGGCCGUAUGAUGCAACUCUUCUGCUUGUCCAUUACAAAUUUCUCAAAUUCAAUUAUUCGGCAACUAACUGACAUGAUCUAUAACUUCUCCAUAUAGCAGUCAGAGAGGCAAGAUCGGCUCAGCGCGCUCCCCGAUGAUGUUCUACUGUGUAUCUUGGGAAGAGUUGGAGACCUACGUACCGCUGUGAGGACAAGCGUGCUGUCAACACGGUGGAGGAGGCUGCCUUGGUUGCUGCCUGAGCUCGAUAUUGAUGCCGAGUAUUUCAUGUUUCAUCCACAAUCAAAGAUUAACGAGGAAGCUAAUGGCACCCGCGACGCGAUGCGCACCGUAACCGCAGCAACCAGGAGUUUACUUGCUAAACCUCGGAGAGAAUACACUGUCACAAGGCUGCGGCUUACGCUCUACCUGAUCAACAGUCUCUGGUACGAUAUCGGUCAGCUAGUAUGGGACGCAAUUGAGUGUGGUUCGUUGAAAGAUUUGGAACUUGCCAUUAUUGAUGACACAUAUCGUCCCAAGUAUUCUCCCGCGGAUAAGCUAAGACGUUCCCAAGAUAUGGGGCGGUUUUUCCGUGCCUGCCCUAGGGUCCUCCAUUGCAUCACAAGACUCACUUUGUGCAGCCUGAGUUUCGACGAAUUGGACAUGCAUCAUAUACUGUUUGACUGCUGCAAGCAGCUGAAGCAUCUAUCACUCAUCUUUUGCGAUGCUGGCGCCGGUCCGUGGAAGAUAGAUGCACCAAACUCCAAACUCCGUGUUCUGGACCUCAACACGUGUUACUUUGACAGAAUUGAUCUGAUAUCCCUUCCAAAACUGGAGACGCUCUGUUGGGAUUUCUGUGUAUCACGACAUGCCCCCCUGUCUUUUGGUUUUGUCCCAUCCCUUGAGGAAUUGGACCUCGCACACUUCUUGUACCCUGAUCAGGAUUUACUUAAAUUGAGUGAGCUUCUACACGGAGCCGAGGGCAUACAUACUCUCACAUUGGAUUUCCUUAGGAUGACCCUUUGGCUGCAGCCUGAAAUCAAACAACUCGCGUCUGCAUUCAGCAAGCUAAGGAAGUUGUCCAUAGUAGGUGUCUUUGUUGAAUUUGACCUCAUGUGGACAACAGCCUUUCUUGAGGCCGCUCCAAAUGUUGAAAUAUUGAAUAUUCAGGUAACAGAACCAUGUGAGAUGGAACACCUGCACGUCCCCUUGAGCGCCCAUAACAGAACCAACCCUCAAUGGGACCUAGGCCUUGAGUUCCGCAGCUCCAAGAACUUGGCAUUGAGAGAGCUACAUAUCGCCUGCUUUAGGCCGCUAGAGCAGCAACUAACAUUUAUCAGAAUGAUCCUGGAGCGAGCUCCCAAUCUGCAGUCGGUAGUUUUGACAGAAGAUCGCGAGAAAUGCGAGAAAUGUGAUGCAAUGGCCCUCAGUGGGCCUCCUAGUGCGUUGGCUCGGCCUGCAUUUCCAAAGAACAAGGAGGAGCAAGACAUGGUGGUCAGCCGAGUCACAGAUGGCACAUUCUUCUCAGGCCAGAUAUUUUUUAUGAUUGAAAAGCUGUACUAGUGUAGGUAAGGUGGUCAGGAUAUCCUCUAUGUAAUCCACUAGACCAUAAAAUACCAACUUUAUUGAUAUAUAUGAGUUCCAUGAGAAUCAAAGUUUUGAAA
Messenger RNA from Lolium perenne, 2013 nucleotides. RefSeq lists its product as uncharacterized. The record is from RefSeq and is a predicted model, not a curated record. NCBI's taxonomy places the organism in Eukaryota, Viridiplantae, Streptophyta, Magnoliopsida, Poales, Poaceae.